UUUUGAUUUUUUUUCUCAAAUUGCACAUUUAGCUGUCGAAGAAGCAGAUAAAGAAGGGAAGGCACUUUUGAGUGUUAUGGAUUUUGGAGGGCAGUGUGCCUACUACGCCUGUCAUCAAGUCUAUCUCAGCAGAAGAGCUUUCUAUCUACUGGUGAUAGAUAUGUCAAAGUCGUUUGAUGAGAAGGUUGACCCAGCGCUUUGUGAACAACAGGGGACUAUGUUUGCUGACUGGACAUAUGGUGAGUACAUCCUUUUUUGGCUGAAGUCUGUCCACACCUAUUGUGAAAGUAAUGCUCCAGUUGUCAUCAUAGGAACUCAUUUUGAAAAAGUAAAAGGCCAGAAUUCUGACACGUUCUACAACGAAAUACUGGAUCACCUGCAGUUCAACAAACAUUUGAAAGGACACUUGGAACGAAAGAGAUGUUUUGUGCUUGGUUUCCAUACAGAUGGUACACCUUUUUACGAUACACUUUCUGACUUAGAAAAGUGUAUUAUUGAAAUUGCGAGGGAAGAAAAAAUGGAAAGAAAACAUUCCAACCGACUGGGCUUUAUGUGAGGUUGUUUUUCGAGAAUUGAGAAAACAUGGGUCAAAAAUGAUAACAGUUAAAGAAUUAUCCAACAGAUGUUUCGGUGAAAAUGAAGCAAAGAGUGCGCAAAUCAAAGACGUCCUGAAAUUUUACCAUGAUAUUGGGGUCAUUCUAUACUUUAACGAGGGUGCACUUUCUGACACUGUAAUCCUUGAUAUCCAGUGGUUCAUUGAUUCAUUCAAAAACAUAAUUGCAGACCCAAAUCAUGUCAGGGAUGUUGCGGAAAACAGCCGUGAUUGGUUAGAUUUCUACAAAAGUGGUCAUAUCUUAGACACACUUUUGACCAACAUAUGGAGAUUGAAAAACUUCGAAUUGGAUUUCUGGAACAGAUACAAGCACAAAGAACAUCUUCUCCAAUAUAUGGAACGUCUUGGUUUAAUUGCUGUUGGUACAGUAGCUCAUUAUAUUCCCUGUACGAAUAAGCGCACAUUUGGAAGUGCCGAGGAAAACUAUUUUCACUCUUUGGAAUACAAAACGCCUGUGUUGGUCUUUCGAUUCGAAUUCUUGCCAUAUUUUAUUUACUUCCGCCUGAUCGUUUCCUGCUUGACAAGAACCAACAGAGAAUGGAGAGUUUUACAAGACAAUGGACUUUGCCUGUACAAAAAUGUUGCGUGUUUUGCAUAUAAGCAGCAUGCGGUUGCUUUGGCUGUGAACCCCUCCUCCGUACAACUUCAGGUUUAUCAUCCGACAAAUACUCCGGUUACCAAAACAGUUGCAUUGGAAGUUCGUAACAUUAUCACACAUUUAUUGAAUGAUUUGCUCGAGAAUUUUCACAAAAAAAUCGACAUGUACACUGUUGGAUUCCAAUGUUCAAAGCAGGAAGUAUUUUACGAACAUGAUGAUUGCUUUGUUGAAGAAGAAGAGUUGUUAAAGAAGGGGACUAUGCUGUGUCCAAAACAUGAACUGAAUAACAGCCACAUUUUACGUGAAUCAAAUCUGCUAUUUUACUGGAAUCU
Molecule: messenger RNA, 1543 nt
Organism: Saccostrea cuccullata (small rock oyster)
Lineage: Eukaryota; Metazoa; Mollusca; Bivalvia; Ostreida; Ostreidae
Product: probable serine/threonine-protein kinase roco6
Exons: 3
Coding region: 77-556 (159 amino acids)
Source: RefSeq, a predicted model, not a curated record